Molecule: messenger RNA, 3445 nt
Organism: Patella vulgata (common limpet)
Lineage: Eukaryota; Metazoa; Mollusca; Gastropoda; Patellidae
Product: tricarboxylate transport protein B, mitochondrial
Exons: 7
Coding region: 127-1083 (318 amino acids)
Biological process (GO): mitochondrial citrate transmembrane transport
Source: RefSeq, a predicted model, not a curated record
ACCACGUGUAGAGGGCGUUAAGCGCAUCUAUCCGGGAAUAUCGGCUGAGCUUGUCGCGUGUUACUGUUAUUGGCUGGUUCAUGUUGUCAGAGGUAGACGCGGUGAUGCAAGAUCUGUAAAAUAAGCAUGGAUCGUGGUAAUAACAAGUUUGUGUCACCAUUUAUUGGUCGACCAAACGCUGAAAGUAUGGCAGCAGCUCCGUCAAAUAACUUUCAGAGGAGUUUAAAAGGCAUAAUCGCAGGUGGAAUCACUGGAGGUUUAGAAAUCUGUAUCACAUUUCCAACAGAAUAUGUUAAAACACAAUUACAGUUAGAUGAGAAGGCUGGUAAUAAACGUUAUGAUGGUAUUGUAGACUGUGUUAAAAAGACAGUUAAAAGUCAUGGUGUACGUGGUUUAUAUAGAGGGUUAAAUGUAUUAUUAUAUGGAUCUAUACCAAAAUCAGCAGUUAGAUUUGGAUCAUUUGAAGAAUUUAAAAGAAGAAAUGUUGAUGAUCGGGGUGUUUUAUCUUUACAAAGAAGAUUACUAUGUGGUUUAGGUGCUGGUGUAUGUGAAGCUAUUUUAGCUGUAACACCCAUGGAAACUUUAAAAGUUAAAUUUAUCAAUGAUCAGCGCUCUGCCAAUCCACGAUUUAAAGGAUUUGCACAUGGUGUAAGGACUAUUAUUCGUGAACAAGGUAUUAGGGGAACGUAUCAAGGUUUAACUGCAACUAUAAUAAAACAGGGUAGUAAUCAGGCUAUUAGAUUCUUUGUCAUGGAAACCUGUAAAGAUUUAUAUCGUGGUGAAGACAAAUCAAAGCAUGUACCAACACUAUUAGUUGGUUUAUUUGGAGCUGUAGCCGGGGCAGCAUCUGUUUUUGGUAACACUCCAGUUGAUGUUGUCAAAACAAGAAUGCAGGGUUUAGAAGCAUCAAAAUAUAAAAAUACAUUAGAUUGUGCAGUUCAGAUAUUUAAACAUGAAGGUCCUAGAGCAUUUUAUAAAGGAACAGUGCCAAGAUUAAGUCGAGUCUGUUUAGAUGUAGCUAUAACAUUUAUGAUAUAUGAUAAUUUUAUGAAACUGUUCAAUCAAGUAUGGAAGACAGAUUAAUCCGCUAAAACAGUCUUCAUGUAUCAUUCCAGUAGACUAACACAUCCAGUGAGGAGUUGAGUAGCUAAAUCAUCCAGACACCUCGUAAUAUUGUCUACAUAUUGUCAAUUACAUAUCAAUAUAUUGAGUGACUGAAGUGUGAAAGUUAUACAAGACAAGUUACGUGAAUGGUGUGCAAUUCUUUUGUAAUUACUAUUCUUUAGUACUUAUUAGUUAGGCAUGCAAAAUCCUGAUGAUUUCAUAUAUUUGUGCUGCAUAUACUUAUCUUGUAUAUAAAUACCAAGGGUGACAUGUCAUAUGAUAGUAUAUGUUAGUUGAUAUUUAGAAUGAUUUGUCAUAGAAUACGAUUGAUGUUUUAUUCGGGUUAUAAUAGAGUUAAUCUCAUUUAUUUAUAGUGGUAUGUUUAUAAUACUUUCAACAGAUUACUGCAAAUUAUUCUACAAUUUAUUAAUUGACAUGUUUUAAUGUAUUUAAAAAUGAAGUAUUUAUAAUAGUUUCAACAGAUUACUGCAAAUUAAUGUAAAUUAAAGGCAUUAUUGAUAUUAUUUUAAAACAGUAAGUCCAGUAUAUUAUAAAAACACUACCAUAAAAUUUUGUAAGCGCUCACUAACACUGAAAAAAGAUUAUCUGAUGUAAUUAAUUUGUAAAUAAUUAUACCUUUAAUACUAAUUAUAGACUGCAUGAUGCAAUAGCAUAUUUGUAGGUCUCGUCAUUGAUCUCAUAAUAAUUUAAUAGGUGCUUACUUUUCGUCACAUAUACCAAUAAUUUAAUAUGUAUUUUGUAUAUCAUAUUUGUACAAACAUAAGGAUCUAGGCAAAUUACUUAAGAAACCAAGUCUUUAUAAAUCUUCCAUCAAUCAUUAAAAUAAAUAGUUCCAUUAAUACAUAGUUUAUAUCUGCACAUUCAAUGACUAGCUAUUAUGCGUAAAUAUUAUGUGGCACAUAAAACAAAAUGACAAUUACUAUUAGCUGUUAAUGUGGUUUUAAUUUACUCAGUUCAUAAUUAUACUUUCUGUGUUCAUUUUCAAUUACAUUCAUAUAAAUUAAACUAUUUGUGGUUUUUUUACUGAUUAUUAUUAUUGAUUUGUUAUUAUUUAAUUUAAUUAUUAAUUAUACUUAUUGCUGGCUUUAUCUUCUUUAUACUUGUUAAAAUUAUUUACAUAUAUUGCUACUUUAUUUAUAUGAUAUUCAAAAGUUGAUUUAUUGGAGGGAACUACAUACUAUAGUAUAUACUGAUUUUAAUAGUCUCUCUUAUUUACCUUAGACAAGUAGCAUACAGAAGAGUUUUGUUUCAUCCAGGAAAGGUCAAAAAUUAAUUUGGGAGAAAUUUUCAGUAAAGUUUCCUUUCAUUUUUAUCUUGGUAAUUUUUAAGAACUUUAGUGGAUGUAAGCUUCUUGCCAAAGGCAAAUUUGUGAGACUGAUUGGGGUAAUUUUUUUUUUUUUUCAUAAAGUUUGAUUAAGUUAUUAUUUUGUUCGUAUUAAUUCAUUGUAUGAAAAUCAAAGCUGAAUGAAUUUUCUGACUUGUCAGCUUGAUGUUAAGUGAGCAAAAAUAUCUAUACAGAAAUAUUUUUAUUGCUAUGCUGACAAAAUUAAUAUGAAAAUAAUUUCUUUAAGUCACAGAACUUAUUUGAUUAUUGGAAGACCAUGAAAUUAAUGCUACUAUUGCAAGUAUGAAUAGAUUGCACCACUUAGUGUUUUACAGGAAAUAAAAAAAAAUGUUAUUCAACUCUUUUUGUACCAGCCAUUAUAACCUCAUGUAGAAAUCAAAUAAAAAAGCAAAGGAAAUGUGUCAUUUACAUCUUUUUAUAAUUAUCAGGUAUGGUAUCUUGAUUAUAUAUUUUUAAAAUAUGGAGAUUUUGUUGAACAUUUUAUUUAUAUCACACUAACGUCAAAGCAUUUAUAGAAAUAUUACUGAUAUUUUUCUUUCACUUCACUUGAAUUGAAUAUUUUGGCUUUAAUUGGCAGUAGAUGCCAACAUACUACUGAUAAUAUGUUGAUGAAUUGUUUAGGAUUACUGUAACACAAGUUAUUGCCAUGAGGUAUGCCAACUAAAGUUGGGAUUUGCCUAUUAUGCAAUUUAACCUUAAUAGUCUUUUGACCAAAGACCAAGGCUUUUACUUUUGCUGCAAACCCAGAUAUUGGAGAAUAGUUUGAAUAUAAACCUAUGUUUUAUAGCUAUAUGAAGAUCCACUAUAAUAAAAAUAUUAGAUGUGUACAUUUUAUAAAUGUGUAAAAUCUAUUAUUAUUGUAAUGAAUAUGUAUGUAUUGUUAUAUUGUGAAUGGAUUAUGUAUGAAUGCAAUAUAGAAUAUAUAAUAAUUCUACUAUAUAGAUUGUGGGAUGUAUUUGAAAAUAUAUAUAUAUU